CAGUAGUACUGUAAUAGUGGUAGAGCAACUGGCCUUCGUUUAGAGCCAUUGAGAAGAGGCUGUCAGUCACUGUAGAAUAUGGAGCAAGUUAUUCCAAAAUCUAAAUCCCCUAAUUCAAUCACCGAUCAUCAUACUAGUCUAGCAAGAGUAGACGACUGAGAAGUCCAAGUAAAUCGUGAUCCAGGGAAAUCCGAAUCCUAUCAAUGAAACUCACAAGAGUCCAAGCGCAAUUAGGUUAGGUCCCUCCGCCUGCCUUAUCUUGUGGAUGCAAUCUACAACUAAAAUCAGAUCCGGAUCAGAUGAGCGAGCAAGUUGGUUACAGGAAUUGCGAGUGAGUGUGGCCAAAUUGUCGGAUUCGGACUGGACAUCUCGCACAAAAGUUGGCCGGAUCACACCGCUCAUCUUCAUCAUGCCGCCCUUUACUUUACUGCCAUUGCUGCCUGAAUCGGAUGGCUUCAGUUAGUUCGGGUUUGGACUCCGACGUCCACCCUAUAAUUGGAGCAAAUUACAUGCACCCAAUCUGUCGUUUUGCUUCUCGACUCACCCCAUCUGCUUUGCCUCAUUAUUUUUCGCUACCCUAUCCGCCUGUUUCAACUUGCCUGUUUUGGUUCAUGGUCGUGAAGGCCUCCACGUGUCAUGGUCCUCUUUGGCUGCGAGAGGUUUGAUUUGGACUGCCUUGGUUGUGAGGCUGCCACGUUGCAUUUUUGGGGCUGGCCGGAUCGUGACACUUCCAGUUCCAGGGUGUCGAGAGCCCAAAAAAGCCCAUCUCCUUCCAACCAGGCCCCCCACCCCCGCUCUCUUCUCUUUCAAAAACCCCCCCCGCUCUCACAUCUCUUUCUUCACCAAUUCUUCUCUCCCCGGCCAAUGGAUCCCCAACCCCAACUGAGGAGCAGCAACAACACCACCAGGACUUCCCUUGCAAUGGAGAGAACCGGCCAAUGGAUCUUCUCUCAGGAUAUCCCUACGGACGUUCUCGUCGAAGUCGGUGAAGCCAAUUUCUCCCUCCACAAGUUCAUGCUAGUCGCCAAGAGCAACUACAUCAGGAAGCUGAUCAUCGACUCCAAAGAAACCGAUCUCACGAGGAUCGACCUCUCCGACAUCCCGGGCGGCCCUGAAAUCUUCGAGAAAGCUGCCAAGUUCUGCUACGGCGUCAACUUCGAGAUCACGGUCCACAACGUCGCCGCUCUCCGCUGCGCCGCCGACUUUCUUGAGAUGACCGACGCCUACUGCGACGCCAACCUCGCCGGCCGGACCGAAGACUUCCUCUCCCAGGUCGCCCUCACCACCCUCUCCGCUGCCGUCGUCGUGCUUAAAUCCUGCGAGGAUCUCCUCCCCCUUGCUCAGGACCUCCAAAUCGUCAGCCGCUGCGUUGAGGUCAUCAGCCUCAGGGCGUGCAAUGAGGCCAACUUCCCAAGCCGCUCGCCGCCCAACUGGUGGAUGGAGGAGCUCUCCAUCCUCGACAUUGAAUUUGUAUCACAAAUUAUCCCCGCCAUGAAAAAGCGAGGCGCCAAGCCUAUGGUUCUGGCGAGCGCGCUCGUGACCUACACGGAGAGAAAUCUCCGGGAUCUCGUCCGUGACCACUCGGGCAGCGGGUCCAAAUCGUUCGACCCUGAUUUUCCAGAUCACGAGUUGGAGCUCAGAGCUCAUCAGCGCGAGCUGCUCCAGUCGAUCGUCUCGUUGUUACCCGCCGAAAACGCCGCUUUCCCUGUUCAUUUCCUCUGCUGCCUCCUCCGAUCUGCAAUCUUCCUUAAAACCUCCAUCGCUUGCAAGAACGAGUUGGAGAAGCGGAUAUCCGCCAUUCUAGAGCACGUGAUGGUGGACGAUCUCCUGGUUCUGUCUUUCACCUACGAUGGGGAGAGGCUGUUCGACCUGGAAAGUGUGAGGAGGAUCAUCUCCGGAUUCGUGGACAAGGAGAAGAACAUGGGGGUUUUCAAUGGCGGCAAUUUCAGGGAAUCUUAUUCCACUGCUACCCAGAAAGUGGCUAAGACUGUUGAUGCUUAUCUUGGCGAGAUUGCAACUCAUGCUGAGCUGACCAUCUCUAAGUUCAAUGGGAUCGCUGUUCUCGUCCCUAAAACGGCCAGGAAGGUCGACGAUGACCUUUACCGCGCCAUUGACAUAUACCUCAAGGCGCAUCCAAACCUUGACGAGAUAGAACGGGAGAAAGUCUGCAGCGUGAUGGAUCCAUUAAAGCUCUCCUACGAAGCACGACUUCACGCAUCCCAAAACAAAAGACUACCUGUUCAAAUCGUCCUCCACGCACUCUACUACGACCAGCUGCAGCUGAGGAGCGGCACAACCACAGAAAAUUGCACCACGCCCAUGGCGGCAGCGGCGGCCACAAAGAGCCAGCUACAGACCGAUGUAUCCCUGGUGAGAGAGAACGAGGCGCUGAGAGCCGAGCUAAUGAAGAUGAAGCUUUACAUCACGGACAUUAAGAAGACUGGUGGGAGUCAGGGGAGCUCCGGCAAAGCAGGGGGCUCUGGUAAAAGGGGGACGUUCUUCUCCUCGAUGUCUAAAACUUUGGGAAAGCUGAAUCCUUUCAGACAUGGGUCCAAGGAUACUUUAAACAUCGAUGACAGCGCUGGGAUCGACAUUACCAAGCCUAGGCGGAGAAGGUUUUCAAUCUCUUAAAAGAGUUCGAUUUGUGUGAUCUUGAGUUUAUAAUUAGUGUUGUAUGUGUGAAAGUCAUGUUGCUCGGUGUUAAAACGUUUUGUGUGGUGAGAAAUUUGAUUAUAUUCUAUCGUAGGUAUAUUUUACAGUACGUGUAAUAGUGUUUUGUGGCGAGACAGUUUGAUUCUUUUGUAUUUGUAUAUACGUUUCAUGGCCCUGCUGCCGUUGUAAUUGUUUUCCCCUAGUUCGCCUCUUUUAUUGUUUUGGUGCCGUUUGUUUUUCUUCACAUCAUACAUGUAACACCUCGAAUUUGAGUCCAGAUUUGACAAGUAAUAAAUGUACUGAUUCGAUCGACAAUUACGAACGAGAAACUAGAAUCAAACCAACUAAGUUUAACGAUCACGACACAGUUAAUCAACCAACCCGAACAAAACCAAACGAGCCCUCACCCUCACAAUUAAUCCACCAUGUAAGUAGCUUAACUUCAUUGUUUGAGAUCACUAGGAUCAAUGCCCAUGGCUACACCAUGGGAACUUAGUAUGAUCAUAUAGCGGCAACGACAAGCUUAGGUGACGUCAAAUUAACGGUCGUUGUACUUAUGGCAAUGGUCUUGGUUUAAAAGUUAUGAAAGUGUGUGCAUGAGAUUUUUGUAUGUUGAGUUCUAUAGAUAAUCAGUAAAGUAAAAGAAUAUGUCCCGCAUCACAAUCGCAGGCGAGGAUAGAGCUAUAGAAAUUUUCGCUCUUAUAAAAAAAACAUGCUCUAAAAGUUUCCUACCGAAUUCAACAUAUUGACAUAGUUCUCAGGAGAUACAAACUUAGGGUUAUGUUCAGUUCUGCACCUGAAUCUCUAAUUUCAACAAGUCCUCAUUUUAUCGUUCCCAAAUUUGCAGCAACAUAAACUUCCUGUUUUACAACUCCAAGUAUAACCUUGGAUUAAAAAAAAAAAAAAAUGAGAGGAGCUCUCUCCUCUCUCAUCAAGUUUUGCUGGCUGGCAGGUCGGAUAUUAGCGACUUCGUUCUUAACGAUUCUAGAUAUUAGUUUGGUUAAUCACGGACUGGGAUGGAUCUGUAGGCGCAGAGAUUUAAAGGCUCUUCGUGGGGAAGGAUUGGCAGUCGAUCCUGGAAAGAGCAUGGCGACCUUGACCAGUCUCAAUGGCAGAUAAAGAGCUCAGGAUCAUGUCCCUAAAAAAGAAGACCCCAUUAUCAAAUCAGUAAACGGAAGCUAGGAUUUAUCUUGAUGGAACAUGAAAUUUUUAAUUUUAAUCAAUAUAAAAGGUCUCGAACGUCGAAAAUGGAGGUGCGGAGGUUUAAACUGCUUUCUCCGAUAUAGUUGGUAGGCCUGUCGGUUCGGUUCGGGUCGGGUAACCGAACCCGAAAACCGCAAAAAAUCGAGAAACCAAAACCGAGAAACCAAAACCCGAAACCGAACCGACCAUGUGCUGUGCGGGUUCCGGGUACAGAAACCCGAAAAAUAACUGCGGUUUUGGUUUGGUUCGGGUGAAAUCGAAACCGAACUGGUUUGAAUUUUUUUUUAAUACUUUUGUGAUUUGAAUUUUAUAUUCUUUUGCUUGUACAACCAAUUUUAUUCUUAUUAUUUGUACAUUCUUAUUUAACCAUUAUGUUUAAUUUUCUGGGACGUGGACAUUAUAAAAUUAAUAUUCAUAUAUUAGUUUAUUAUUAAAAUAUUAGUUAAUUAUUAAAAUAUUUAAUUUUAU
This is a messenger RNA of Linum trigynum, 4323 nucleotides long. The record is from the annotation of a GenBank genome assembly. NCBI's taxonomy places the organism in Eukaryota, Viridiplantae, Streptophyta, Magnoliopsida, Malpighiales, Linaceae.